Molecule: messenger RNA, 975 nt
Organism: Rhizoctonia solani
Lineage: Eukaryota; Fungi; Basidiomycota; Agaricomycetes; Cantharellales; Ceratobasidiaceae
Exons: 6
Coding region: 1-975 (324 amino acids)
Source: RefSeq, a predicted model, not a curated record
AUGAUUCAAGAGCUAGCUUCAUUGAAUUCACUGAAGGAGCUCGAAAUCAAUGCGAAACCCGGUGCAUUUGGUGCAUGGGUCCCGGAAGACUUGCUUGGGUUCCGAAACCUACAAAGCCUGACACUAAUUAUGCCUGCACGAUCGGUUGUGGAGCUCUUGCCUGCCUGGUGUCGCGAAAAUAAAGAUACCCUCGAAAGUCUUGUGAUUAUAUGCAAGUCCGCGCCUUAUCCCAAUGAUGAUAUCCUGCAAAGCAUGCUACCUUCUUUACAAAAUAUACGCCGCCUCCAUCUUGCUGGAUGCAUCAAGGUCACUGAACAGUCGGUCGGAAAUAUUCUAGCCGACAACUGCCGGAUUCAGUCCCUAGCCCUCGAAACCUGCUCGCCACGUUUUAACAUGGGCUUGUUUGCUUCAGAUUGUGAAGCUCAGAAAAGACUUCGAUUCCUCACCUCGAUAUCACUAACCGUGCCAACUUCGGAGGGGCUGAUCAACGUCGGAAAUGGUGGAACCGACGAGUUCAUUUCCUACGAGGGUGUUGACCAUGAAGCUAUCAAAGAGCUCAUCGAUUUGCAUGCGUCCACACUGAGACGGAUAGGCAUCCAACGGCUCAUUGUUCCUCUGGAGUCAAUGGCCUAUGCAUGCGAGAAAUGCUCACAGCUAGAGGAGAUCUUCGCUACGUUAUGUGGCGUCGGCAGAGAUGCCCUCGCGCAGGCACUGGUUGCCGGGAAGCGCCUUCGAAACGUGCAUUUGACCUUAAUGACUGACGUAGCUGGAGAGAUGCGCCCACUCCACCUUCUCACAGCACAGGAGAUCUGCCAACACAUCGCUCGAAACUGCGGGGACUCGUUACAGCUCAUCGGCUCUCAAACCAGGGUCUGGCAGGUGACCAGGAGCUUUUCUACAGGGCAGACUGUCAGGACACUCGGACCUUACAGCGGGCAGCAGAUUCCGGAGCAGUUCUUGAUGAUGAGAGCUUAA